CCUCCAUCAAUCAAGAAUCCCCAGACGCUUCGGCCGGAUCUCUUCCUUCUUUUCCUUUCUCCUGUUCUUUUGGUGCUGCUGGUCUUCAUGGCAGGGAUUUCGUUCCUGGAGGGCCUUGGCCGACGGCCCCAGCGGCUCAUUGGCCUCGCCGUCGUUUUCCUCGUCAUCCUCAGCUUCUCGACAUGGCUCACCCUCAGUCCGACGGGCUACGACAGCGUCCGCUCCGGCUUCUCGCAGCAUCUCCCCUCGUCUUGGGGAGCGAGCGCGGGCGCAGGCUCGGCCUCGGGACUGGUGCCGUCGCAGGAUCUUGCCGACCUCUACACGCACAACCCGGGCAAACCCACGACGGCCGAGGAGCUGGCCAAGUGGGCCACCAAGGGCAAGGACGGGAACAUCUAUCCGCCCACCUUUGUGCCACAGGCGGCCAACCAGGCACCCCGCGCAAAGGCCGGCUUCAUCGUCCUGGUCCGGAACCAGGAGCUGGAGAGCAUGAUGGAGAGCAUGAAGGAGGUCGAGUUCCGAUUCAAUAGAAAGUACGGCUAUCCUUGGAUCUUCCUCAACAACGAGCCCUUCUCGGACGAAUUCAAAAAGGGCGUGCGACAAAUGACGAGGAGCGAGAUCCGCUUCGGCCUGGUGCCCAAGGAGCACUGGAGCUACCCCGACUGGAUCGACCAGAGCAAGGCGGCGGAGACGAGGAGGAAGAUGAGGGAAGAUAAAAUCAUCUAUGGUGACUCGGAGUCGUAUCGUCACAUGUGCCGCUUCCAGUCCGGCUUCUUCUUCCGCCACCCGCUUACGAUGGACCUCGAAUACUACUGGCGCGUCGAGCCAGGGAUCAAGCUCUUCUGCGACAUUGACUACGACCCGUUCCUGUUCAUGCAGAUGAACAACAAGACAUACGGAUUCACAAUGGCGCUGCACGAAUACCUCGGCACGGUGCCCUCGCUCUGGGAGACGACAAAGGAGUUUGUCAAGAAGAACCCAGAGUACGUGGCCAAGCGGAACGGCAUGCACUUCCUCACCGACGAGCCCGAGCGCUUCAUGGAUCCCGGUUGGAACCUGUGCCACUUCUGGAGCAACUUUGAGAUUGGCGACCUGAGAUUCUGGCGAGGCAAGGAGUACAGCGAGUACUUUGACCACCUCGACAAGGCCGGCGGGUUCUUCUACGAGCGGUGGGGCGACGCACCCGUGCACAGCAUCGCGGCGAUUCUCUUCCUUGACAAGGCUCGCCUGCACCACUUUGACGACAUUGGCUACUACCACGUCCCGUGGAAUCACUGUCCGACGAAUCCAGAGUACCACGCCAAUGGCCGGUGCAGCUGCGACCCGGGCAAGAGCUUCGACAGGGAGGGCUACUCGUGCCUCAAGCAGUGGUGGAAUGGCGCAGACGAGAAGGAGCCGCUGUAUGUUGUUCCGCGCACAUUGACACACCCGGAUGAGGCACCUGCACUGUAGGAAACAGCAUCCAGCAGUGUCCUUGUGCCCUCCUUAGAUUUCUCUCUACUCUGUCUCUUUCUCUCUUGCAAAUGUCUUUUUGAUCUAGCUGGCUUGGCACAAAAUCAUUGUUGCAUCAUCA
This is a messenger RNA of Acaromyces ingoldii, 1573 nucleotides long. Its product is annotated as glycosyl transferase. Gene Ontology annotation, biological process: protein N-linked glycosylation; cell wall mannoprotein biosynthetic process. NCBI's taxonomy places the organism in Eukaryota, Fungi, Basidiomycota, Exobasidiomycetes, Exobasidiales, Cryptobasidiaceae. The record is from RefSeq and is a predicted model, not a curated record. Gene Ontology annotation, cellular component: Golgi apparatus; membrane. The transcript is spliced from 7 exons. Gene Ontology annotation, molecular function: alpha-1,2-mannosyltransferase activity. The coding region runs from base 88 to 1452 and encodes 454 amino acids.